ACUCUUUCUCUCUCUAAAAUUAAUUGAUCCUUCCUCAAGACCUAUCAAGUUCUGAUCAACAAUAUGUAUUAAUGAUCGGUUUCCUCAUCGAUAUUGAUUUUCUCUGUACCCACUUUUCCUCUCUCCAAAUGUUCUUGUCUAUUUAUUCUCCUGCGCUCAGUUUCCAAUCCUCUCUCUAAAAAUUUAGUUAUUUCUUUAUUCAGCCAUUGCAGUUCCUUAGAAGAUCAUAGAAGUUUGGUGUUUCUGAAUAAAAACAGAGUACUUUGCCGUACUUGGGCCAGCUGCUAAAGAACUGUACCAAUGGCUCAACAGGAAGAAGGAUGGCCUCUUGGUCUGCAACUUUCUGGUAUGAGAGUUGGGCUGAUUAAUAAUAUUAAUCGGGAUUUAUUAGAAUCCAUCUCUUCUAAUACUUUGAUCACUGGCUCCUUAAGCUUAAGUUCUUCCUCUAUUUCUUCCUCGGACUUGGAUACAGAGUCCAGUGGUUCCUUCUUCUAUGACAAGAGCAUCACUUUAGGGAGCCUCAUUGGGGUCACCACUGUUAGAGACAGAACAAACAGAGUGGUAAUCAACCGAUCAAAGGGCCAUCACUCAUCAAAACAAACCAGGAAAAACCCAACCUCUAAACCAUGGUUUUGUCUAUGUAACAGAGCCAAUGAUGCAGAGGCUGCUCCAUCUCUAGGCCAUUUUCUCAACAUCGAAAGAAGAAACUCAAAUUUCAACAGAAGAGAGAGAAACUUGAUGGGUUUUAUCUUUGAAGAAUUCUCAGUGAUUCAAACUGGUAUUGAAGAAAACUCUCUGUUCUCCGAAGGCCGAGUUGCCCCUCCACAAAUUGUUGAUGAUGGGUCGAGAACUAGAGAGAGAAAUACUCGGAGACUGGGUUCAUGGCUUGAAAUUGAUGAUCACAGAAGACCCAGAAGAGAAAUUUGUAGGAGAAAUGGGAAUGGAGUUGGAUAUGGGGUUCCAAGGCUGUGUGUGUGGCCGUGCUAGACGAUGAAGGUUUUCUCUCUCUACAAUCAGAGAGCCAUUUUCUCUCUCUUGAAUCAGAGUAAUAUUUACUGGAAUUUGCUUGAGAAUUUCUCUCUCUCUCUCUCACAUGAGUCUCUUCCCCUUCGGUUU
Amborella trichopoda is the source of this 1116-nucleotide messenger RNA. RefSeq lists its product as uncharacterized. Lineage: Eukaryota; Viridiplantae; Streptophyta; Magnoliopsida; Amborellales; Amborellaceae. The record is from RefSeq and is a predicted model, not a curated record.